UGGCUGAUGGAAUUGCUUGCUGUCUUUGCAUUGGCUGACCGCACAGCAGCACUGCUCCGUGUAUUUUUAGCCAUUGAUGCAAUUCAUAUUGCGGUGCGAGCGAGGCGACUCGGUCCACAGUCCCAGUAGGCUACACGGGAGUUACAGGGGGUACCUGCAAGUGCAGUGCUCGGGGUUUGCGACAUAGACCGAAGGAGAUUGGGGGAGACUGGCUACACAGCAAGUCAAGUAAAAAUAAAUAAACGGCAUUAUCGGCUUUUCACGGUCAGGUGCUGAGGCUGUAGCCUGAGGAUUUUCCAAUAGCCUACAGUUGUAGAUUUAUUGUUGGUCUAUUUUAACACUAAGCAGCUUUGCAAAUGGCAAGUCCCGCUGCAGAUAGAGGACAACCACACCAGCGACAUCCCCUCUCCGAAUCGGCCUCGGAGCCCGCGUUUCUAGAAGCGCAGAAAUGGAUUGAGGCGGUCACAGGCAGAUGCUUCAAUGACAAGGACUUCAGGGGAGGCCUGGAGAAUGGGAUCCUGCUGUGCGAGUUGCUGAGCUCCAUCAAACCUGGCUUGGUGAAGAAGAUCAACAGAUUACCCACUCCCAUCGCUGGCCUGGACAACCUGAGUGUGUUCCUGCGUGGCUGUGAGGAGCUGGGACUGAAGGGCUCUCAGCUGUUUGACACUGGGGACCUGCAGGACAUCUCCACACGCCCCAACGCCAACAGGGUUGCCGACUGCAGUAGGAAACUCAAGAAUGUUCUGAUUACCAUAUACUGGCUGGGCCGGGCUGCCAACAGCUGCACCUCCUACAACGGGCCCACACUGGACCUGAAGGAGUUUGAAGGCCUGCUAUCACAGAUGCGAAAGGAGGCGGAGGACACGGAGAGCCCCCAACGCAGCAUACGGGACAGCGGCUACAUCGACUGCUGGGACUCGGAGCGUAGCGACUCACUCUCCCCGCCUCGCCACGGCCGAGAGGACUCCUUCGACAGCCUGGACUCAUUCGGCUCACGCUCCAGACAGACGCCCUCGCCGGACGUACUGGUCGCCCGCGGCAUCGGCAGUGAUGGCCGUGGCAGCGACUCCGAGUCCGACGCCGGACCCCACGGAGGCAGGAAGCUGCCGGACGUGCGCAAGGAUGACAUGCUGGCUCGGCGGACCUCGGUGAGCGAGCCCCGCGUGAUGGUGCCCUUCAAUCAGUACCUGCCCAACAAGAGCAAUGCCAGUGGCUACGUGCCCACACCGCUGCGCAAGAAAAGGGGUGACCACGAGGGCCGGGAGGAGAGCAGUGGAGGGGGUGGGGGCAACCGCAAGAGCUGGAGUACCGCCACCUCGCCCAUAGGAGGCGAUAUACCCUUCAGGAGUGUGAGUAUGAUUGACAUGCGUUGUGAGGAGGACGCCAUCUUGCCACACCACAGCCAGGUGCGCCACGAGCUCAUGCACAACCAGUACAACACGAUGAAGGAGGAAGAGGACCACUGGCAGGACGACCUAGCCCGGUGGAAGAGUCGCAGGAGAAGCGUCUCCCAGGACCUGAUAAAGAAGGAGGAAGAGAGGAAGAUGAUGGAGAAGCUGAUGACGGGUGAGGGAGGGGCCAUCUCUCAGAGGAGGAAGAGCAUCAAAACCUACCGGGAGAUUGUUGAGGAGAAGGAGCGUCGUGAGAACGACCUCCGCGAGGCCUACCGGUUGGCCCGUAACCCUGAGGAGGCGGCGUUGGUCCUCCACCGCUACGCCCAGCGCUUCACCAUCAGUGAAGCGGCGCUGGAGCGCCUGCAACUGCCCAAACUGCUGGACAGGAGCAUCUCUGAGGAUCCCACCGCUACCACCAACACACGUCUCACCCUCACCCCCACUUCCUGUUCUCCCACCCCCACCUUCCCGGAAGAAGAUACAAAUGGCCCCCUGAAGUACCUGAGGCAGCAGUCGCUUCCGGCACCCAAGUUUACCGCUACUGUUGAGGCCCAGGUGGUGGGGUUCCCCCAGGGUCUGUCUCAUCGCCCCCAGAUUCGGUCGCGCAAGCCUGAACCAAACCCCUCUAUCCGGGCCGUCUCACCCAAGUCUGUGCCUUUGCUGAUACCCAAGCCUUACAAUCAACCCAAGGGCAUGCAGAUGCUGGUGGGACCCAGGCCAGGCAAGGUGGACGGCUUGCUGCGAGUGAACGGCGACAUGGGAAAUGAGGAGGUCACCACUCCAGAGAGCGAGGGAAGGACCUCCCCUCUACAGUUCUACCCCUCCCCUGCCACACCUACAGCCUCCUCUGAUGGUUCCGACACACACCCAUGUGAGGCCACUCCCCCACCCACACAUAGCCCCUCCCCCAGGGCAAGCCCAUUACCAGCUGUGGCACAGUGUGGCACAGGCACCGCAGUGACAUCUUCUUCAGUGCCAGCAGAAAGUGAUGCCCAGGAGAAGGGCAAUGCACAGGAGUCUACCCCGCCUAGCCGGCCCACCUCACUGCCCUCGGAGCUGCAGAGCACAGAGUGUCUUGUGGAGGCGGGAGGCAGGUCUGCUGCAGGCCCACUGGGGGAGGAGCCCAACACAACAGAGACUGCAGUACAUCCCUCUCCAGCUACAGAGUCACAACAAGCUCCCAAAGAACAAACAGAAGUGUGUAUGAAUGCCACAGCGACUAGACAGAACGCCACUGUCCUCCGUCCAGUCCUAUCAGAGCACGCCACACAACAAGCUCAACCAAUGACCGCACCGGUCAGUGAGCCCAGCCUGGAGUCUUCUCAGAGAGCAGAUGAAGUUGCUACCUUGGCUGAUCCAGGACCUGUCAGAAACAAACCACCAUGUGAAGCUCCCACAACAGAGGGGGCAGAGCAGGAGCGUGGUACAGCAGCGGUCACUCAGGUGUCAUCCCCGGUAGUGGCCCAUGCUAAGCGGGGUGACCGCUGGUCUUGGGACCCAAAUGAGGAGCGAAAGCGUCAGGAAAGGUGGCAGCAAGAGCAGGAGCGCAUGCUUCAGGAGAAGUACCAGCAUGAGCAGGAGAAGCUGAAACAGGAGUGGGAGAGAGCGCAAAGAGAGGUGGAAGACGAGGAGAGGAGAUACCAUGAGGAGGAGCGAAGGAUACUAGAGGAGACUGUGGCCCCUCUGACCCCCCUCUCCUCCACCCUGCCCUCGCCCAUCCGGGGGGACACCCCCGGGCCCAUGGACCCCCAGGACACCAUCGUCCGGUCGCUGGCCGACUGGGAACGCAAGCAGGAGCUGCUGGAGAGGCAGGGGGGGAACACAGAGAGAGUGGUAUGGAAAGGACAAGAUAACGACAGGAGUAGUGACAUCAGCACAGCGUCCAGAGAUGAUAGUCUGAAAACAGCAGUCAGCUCAAUCAGCCAGAACAUCAGUCAGGCAGACAAGCUGACGCCGAGUUUGCAGAAUGGUCAGAGAGCACCACCCACCAUGGCCGUUCCCCAGCCCCCCAACAAGAAACAAAAUACAGAGGUCUUACUAGACUGCACCAAACCCAGCCAGCAGGCGCCCUCUCGGGACAGGAGGUGUGGCUCCAUUGAAUCCAUGGGGCGCAGUCCAUCAAACUCACCCACCACAUGCACAUCCGACAUGCCUCAAUCUCCAAACAGGUCGGUGAGCGGUAAGAAGCUGUGCUCCAGUUGCGGUCACCCUUUGGGAAAAGGGGCGGCCAUGAUUAUUGAGACCCUCAGCCUUUACUUCCACAUCCAGUGCUUUAAGUGUGGGGUCUGUAAGGGACAGCUGGGUGACACCACCACGGGGACAGACGUGAGGAUCCGGAACGGCCUCCUCAACUGCCACCAGUGCUACAUCCGCUCCCGUUCAGCCGGCCAGCCAACCACAUUGUGACAACGUUGGGUCAAUGGAAAGCACACAGAGAAAUUGUCUCCCUUCUUCCUGCUUCUCCAUAUAAUCAACAUGUGUGGAAUGUGUCUUGUCUGUCAAUGCCUAUGUGGGGAUUUUCGCAAUGUCUGCAAUUCACAUCCUAUCGGGUUUAUUGAAAUGGUCCAAAUAAUGCCUGACAUUGGAAAGUUGUGUGUGCAUAGAAUAUUAGUCCGACUGAUCAUAGUCGGCCUAUUGAUUCUAUUGGCUCUGUAUGAUCACAGCUCAGAGGUUCUCACUUCCUCGUUUCCAUAUGCACCCACAAGCCCUCGAGGAUGGUGGACAUUUUGAAUCUGAGCUCUGAUACUGUAAAUAUGGUGUAUACAGUAUAACAGCCUCCAUCACUUCAAAACAGUAUAGGAAACUCAUGAAAACACUAAUGCAAUGAAAUCCAACCAACAAAUUUGACACUUAGACAAAAUAUUUGUUUGUAAAGUAUACCCUUUAUUUGAAUUGAAUUAUUCUCUGGUAUCCAGGUUGUUAGAUAGGCCUUAUUAGUCUUUAGUUUGUAACUUAAGCUUCUAAUUUGGUUGCUAGAGAAGGUUGUCAUGAUUUAAAAUGAAAGUUUCAAGUAAUAGAAGUGUAUUCCAUUUUGCCGACUUGAGAUCUGUAGGAGUUUUUUCUCGAUGGUCAACUAAAGGCUUAGAAAAGCCUGCUUUGUUCCUCCCGAUUUUCACUUAAACCACAAUUAACCCAAACUCUGGUUUUAAAUUCUGAAAGUUAAAUCAUUUAGCUGCCUAUCUUCUUUCCAGGCAACUCCAACACUGUCUUAUCUUUUAUUUCUUCCCUAUUGCUUUAGUAGCCUACUGGAUAAUAAAUAAAUAAAAUACUGUGCUGUCACUAGGCUAUAGGCCUACAUUACAGUAACUUCGCACGUCGGCCUGACAACCUUUUCUCUCUUUCUUUGCUCAAAACAGAUGUCCGCUCACAAAGUUAGAUGUACUUGAUUUUAGAGCAAUAACGCGAACUGAUGCAUGUAAACUGAUUGUGGAGGUAAACAACCGUCAUUAUGGGUUCAUGCUACUGUACUAAACCAUUCCGUUAACUCUUAACUGGUUCUCUUUAGGAAUUUCACGCUUGGAAUGUCAUGAAACGUGCCUUAGGUAAACAGGUGAUUGCACACUCAAGGGAAGGGAACCCAAAGAUGGUGUCCACUUAAAGGAAAGCUCCACCCAAAAACUAUCUUUUGGUAUUUAUUUCAUUAGUCCAUUGCUGAUAUAGUCUCAACUUGAUUGUUGACAAGCAAAACAUUAUCAAGAUAUCACUUAAAAUACAGAAAUCAGCCAUAUUCAUCAUAUAGGGAUGAUUUCUGUAUUUUGUAUGUUACAUGUCUUUAAAAACUUAUUUGCUAACAAGCAAAACAUUUUGAGACUAUAUCAACAAUAGACUACUGAAACAAAUGCCAAAUUAUCGUUUUUGGAUGGAGUUUUCCUUUAAGUGUGAUUGGGUAGGAUGGGAGGUUUUUGUCAAAUGCAGGAGAAACUGCACGAGAGCUUAAAAUCACCCCACCAAUUUGUUUUGUUGAUAUUCCCCUUUAUUUUUUACUCAUGUCACAGUCUACCAAACCUUGUUUUCUCAUGAUUUCAUGAUUUGCAGUGAGUCUUUCCAGUUUCAAAACGGAAUCUAAAAUAUAUCUAGGAUAUAUGGUUGACAUAUUUAAUAGCAGCCUUUCCCAACAAAAAAUAGGAUGACCAUUGAUUUUUUUUAAAUUGUGUAUCCGAAUGUUUUGACAUUAUUAUAAUGACUCUAUAUAGGCCUCUCUAUGCCCUGUUGACAGUGAUGACGAUUUUGGUAAUUGCUCAGCAAUCGAAACCCAUUUUCAACAACAAAAAUAUAAAUUAAGCAUACUUGUAGCGUUGUGAAAUUAUGGCUAAAAUGUUCUUACCAGCAGGUGCAUUUGAUUAACAUUUGGCUGCUAAAGACUAGGGCCAGCAGUUCGAACGUCAAUUGUGAAAUUAUAGGCUACUAUGGAGCAAUUUCAGUGCCAACAGAAAUUGUAUUUGAAUUUCAUAAUUUCGAAUUUGUAUUAGGAUUUUGAAUUUGAUUGUAAUACUUUUGAAUUUGUAAUCGUUGAAUUCAACUUUAGCUAAGUGGGCUAACACAGUCUUGUGACAUGUAGGAGACCUUGUUCAAACCCACUCAGUCACAAGAGCAAGAUUUAAUAGGGAGUGGAAAGGCUAUCCUUAGAAGGGCUAUGACUGGACUAUUCAACUAUAUUCUUAUGGGGGCCAAAAUGCGUUUUUUUGUGACACUCUUCUAACUUCGCUUGUUGUCAUCAUAGAAGGGAACAGAAGCCUCCAGAGAGUCUUAGCUUUCAGGAAUGGGGUCAUAAUAGCUCAUAGCCAAGACGGUUCAAAUGUUAGAGCUAAAUUCAUAGGAAAAAAAUAAAUUCAACAUGCCACAUUGGCUUCAGAAACUGCAUGAAUUUUAUGUUUACCAGAGUGAGCAUUUGAUUAUCUGUUCUCCUCUACCUUCCUGGUUGGCAAAGUACCAGGAUGUUGUCUCAGGUUUUGAAUCUGAAUUUAGAGAGCUGAAGCUGAAUAUAUGAAACUUUGAUUAACUUGAAAUUAUGGUUUGUAAACUUGAUUCACAGAAAAUGAAUGCAAUACUUACCAUAAGUUCAAUUUAUGAAUUCAGUGAUUCAAUUCAUGCAUUACAAAUAAAAUGUCUGUUGGCACUGAAAUCGCUCCAUUGGUCCAGUGGUGGAUAUAAUGUAUGUUCAAAUGCUAUCUUGAAAUAAAUCCAUAGCCUACUCUGUCAGACAUAUGAUCCAUUCUCAACUUGUAGCUUACAACUUUCCCUGUCUCGUCUGGGUUUAUUUUUCUGAUAUAGUCCUACCAUAUUUUUAGGCUUCAGAUCUGAUUGUCUUUUUACUUUUACUUAAGAAAUUAAUACAUCUCAGCUGAUACUCUGCAGGGGGGCAUCUUUGUGUCAGAAAUAUCGAUACCUGUCUUAGCUGGAUGAAUAGUUUGGGAAUGAUACUUUACGUCUAAGUUCUGUAUUUAUUGUAAUAUUCACCUGAACAUUACCCGAAGAAAGAUAAAUGUGAUGUUCAAAUGCAUUGGCUUUAUAGCAUACUGUAUGUUUAUAAAUAAAAUGUAACAAAUGAA
Salvelinus namaycush (lake trout) is the source of this 6943-nucleotide messenger RNA. Its product is annotated as LIM and calponin homology domains-containing protein 1-like. Gene Ontology annotation, cellular component: stress fiber. The transcript has 25 exons. Lineage: Eukaryota; Metazoa; Chordata; Actinopteri; Salmoniformes; Salmonidae. The record is from RefSeq and is a predicted model, not a curated record. Gene Ontology annotation, biological process: positive regulation of stress fiber assembly; regulation of focal adhesion assembly. Bases 357 to 3800 code for a protein of 1147 amino acids. Gene Ontology annotation, molecular function: myosin II head/neck binding.